CUGUUUUGUUUCAUUUGUUGAUGUUUUAUUCUGGUGUUUGUGGGUCGUGAAAAUGUCGUUCGGAAGAUCGAAUAAUUUUCCUGAUUAUGGUGCAACAAACUCGAUGCUCGGAGGUCGAAGUAAUCCCGGACCCCAGCCGAACUCCAAUUUUGACAUUGCAACAUACCAUCAAUUGUGUGAUAACAUAAGCUGUAAUAUAUUUUCCAUAAACAACAAUGUCACUGCCCUUGAAAAAGCAUCAAAAGAAAUCGGUACUCAAUCUGAUAGUCCAUUACUUAGGAAUAAAAUACACUCCACCCAGCAAAAUACAAAAAACUUGGUGAGCAAUACCACAAAAUUUUUGAAAGAGCUAACAGUUAUUGUUACGAAAGGAGGAAGGGAGCAUAGGCUACAGUCCGAGAGAGUCAGAAAUGAAUUCCAUGCAACAGUGCAGAGAUAUGAUACUCUGCAAAAGCAAUUAGGACCGAAAAUGAAGCGAGCAGAGCUGCCAUUGCCAUCUUCUAGCAAAAAUAUUUGGGCUUUAGAAGAAGAGGAAGAGCAGCAAUCAUUGCUUGAUGCUGACCGUGUUCAGCAGCAGCAAAAGAUGGAAGAAGAGUUAGAGUUUGAGAAGAUUAUGUAA
This is a messenger RNA of Uloborus diversus, 619 nucleotides long. RefSeq names its product t-SNARE domain-containing protein 1-like. Gene Ontology annotation, cellular component: membrane. Gene Ontology annotation, biological process: vesicle-mediated transport. The record is from RefSeq and is a predicted model, not a curated record. The coding region runs from base 53 to 619 and encodes 188 amino acids. NCBI's taxonomy places the organism in Eukaryota, Metazoa, Arthropoda, Arachnida, Araneae, Uloboridae. The transcript has 8 exons.